AUGUUGACGUCCGGCUUUACCAACGCAUCCGUCACGAAAUAUGCACUCAUCUUCGUCAUUGCAUCAUCAAUUGCGGUGAGCCUUGUUGACACCAAGUACCUCUUCUAUAUCCAAGUUACGCCACAUCUGUGGCAGUACCGACAAUGGUGGAGGAUAUUGAUCUGGCAGCUAUGCUACGUUAAUUCAACAGAAGUCAUUCAGGCGUGUAUGGUGCUAUAUAGCCUACGUGUUGUUGAACGGCUCUGGGGAUCGAGAAAGCUCGCUAGCUUUGUCCUUUCCACACUUCCGUACACUACCCUCCUCCCUCCGCUACUCCUUGCGCUCAUCCUCCGGCCCCUUUCCCUCAACACGCUGAACUACCUCCCCGCCGGCCCAACUGCCACCCUCUUCGCCCUCCUCGCUCAGUACCAUGCCGCAAUUCCUACUACAUACAAAUACAACAUCUCCACAGGUACCAGCAACUCGUCAAUUACCUUCCACCUUAGCGACAAGUCCACAAUCUACUUCCUCGCCUUCCAACUAUCCCUCUCGCAAUUCCCGUACACCAUACUCCCCGCAUUACUAGGAUGGAUCAUCGGAUACGCCUGGCGUGCUGAGCUCCUACCUGGUCGGUUUUCUUCUCCGGCAUGGCGCAUUCCUCACAAGGUGUAUGGUGGUCAGGAAACCUCAUUUGAUCGAAGACAAUAUGCCGCAGAGGCUCGAGGUUCAGAUGUAGAACGGUACGAAGGGCUACGGCGAAGACUGGAAGGGGAAUCCCGUGCCGCAGCCGAAGCUGCGAGGUCAGAGGGAAGCGGGAGUGGGGUGGAUGGUGGCGACACACAAAGAAGAGCGCCAUUGGCAGGCCAAAUACUGGAUCGUUUUCGAGGUGCAUUUUAA
Messenger RNA from Ophidiomyces ophidiicola, 876 nucleotides. RefSeq lists its product as uncharacterized. Lineage: Eukaryota; Fungi; Ascomycota; Eurotiomycetes; Onygenales; Onygenaceae. The transcript has 3 exons. Bases 1 to 876 code for a protein of 291 amino acids. The record is from RefSeq and is a predicted model, not a curated record. Gene Ontology annotation, molecular function: serine-type endopeptidase activity.